AUGCCGCCGACAACGCCGAUGCGGGGCUACAGUGGCGUGCGCACCACGCCGUACGACGCAGAAGCACGGGGAUACGAGACACAGGCGGAUGCGGCCCCGACAUCGUACCGCGCGGAUAUCGCCGCUCGUGGACGCCGGCCGUUCCACCAGCCAGGGCUGUUUUACAAGGACCUUCGCCUGCUCAUGUACGCCUACGGCGACGUGCCGAAUCCCCAACCGGACUCGAUUUCGGUCUUGGAGGAGAUGACGGUCGACUUUCUGACGGACCUGUGCCUGCGCGCGGAGCCGUCCGUGUACACACUCGGCCUCACCACGUCGCAGCAGGCUGCGGCCGCGAUCGAGAGCGGCGAGCCGCCUUCCUCGUCGCUGCGCGGCCACCCACCGGCGAUCCAGACGCAUCGCCAGCGCGCCAAGCUCGAUGAUAUCAAGCACGCGCUGCGCCACGACCGCAAGAAACUGGGGCGUCUUGAGCAGCUCCUGCCCGCCGCAUCGGCGGUGUCGAAGACGUUGCGGCGAGUGCAGGCGCACUCGUAA
Malassezia japonica is the source of this 534-nucleotide messenger RNA. RefSeq lists its product as uncharacterized. The transcript is spliced from 2 exons. Bases 1 to 534 code for a protein of 177 amino acids. The record is from RefSeq and is a predicted model, not a curated record. Lineage: Eukaryota; Fungi; Basidiomycota; Malasseziomycetes; Malasseziales; Malasseziaceae. Gene Ontology annotation, cellular component: transcription factor TFIID complex. Gene Ontology annotation, biological process: RNA polymerase II preinitiation complex assembly; transcription by RNA polymerase II. Gene Ontology annotation, molecular function: protein heterodimerization activity.